AUGCAUUUGCUUUACCUGACGUGCCAAGUCGCAGAGCCACAGGUACAAAAGGCGCAGGAGGAACGGGCUGAUGGAGGCAAUCGGGCUGGCGCCGAAAGCGAACGGCAAGCCAGUUCUGGUCCACCCGAUGUCGAUGUGCGCCACAACGAUAAUCCUGAAGGUUAUGUAUCCUCUGGUCGACAAGAGGAGCGUGACAACCCAACAGAUCCUGGGCACAAUUCACGCACUCCGCCGCCCUCUGCAAGCAAUGAGCGCAACCGGUUACAACGACUGGUUGAACAAUACUUCAAAGAAAUCAUCGACCACAGGUCCGUCAAUCGAUACGAAGCACGGAUGAAGCCCGCCUAUUCUGACAUCCCUCGGGGCAUUCUUCCUCCCGAGUCAUCGGCCUCUCUACCGCCUCCUCUGCUGCCUCCUGGAAGCUAUGCCAGACCUCGGCAUGAAGUGGCCAUCGAACAUUUUGAAGAAUUCUUGAGCAACAGGUCUACCGAUCAAUACGAAGCCCGGAUUAAGGCCCACUACUCGUCGGAAUAUACAGCCAUCCUUAAGGAGCACAUCGAAGAUGUGAGAGCUUGGACAGACGCCAACGACUCCUCAUCCCAGGCAGGAGCCCUUCAUACCUUCAUUAAAGCAUUGAAAGCAGUAUCGGUCCGGAAAGAGGCUGAACGGGAGCGGCAAGAUCUCUUGUGA
Molecule: messenger RNA, 690 nt
Organism: Suillus subalutaceus
Lineage: Eukaryota; Fungi; Basidiomycota; Agaricomycetes; Boletales; Suillaceae
Exons: 2
Coding region: 1-690 (229 amino acids)
Source: RefSeq, a predicted model, not a curated record